AGAAAAUGUCAAAGCAGCUCAUUACCUUUGAUUUCGAUUGGUCUUUAUCCGAGCAGGAUACCGAUCGCUGGGUCUUCGAAGUACUCGAUCCAAAAAAGAGAAGACAGAUGAAAUCACUGAAAUCUACAGUACAAUGGACCGAUUUAGUCGCAAUGAAAAUGAAGGAAUUGCAUGCUGAUGGUAUCACAAGGGAACAAGUUGAGGAAUCUCUCCGUCAAAUGCCAUUUCACCCUGCUAUGAAGAGAGGUUUAAUCAACCUUAAAGAGCGUAAUAAGGACAUUGACCUCGUUAUCCUCUCAAACUCAAACGAAGUUUACAUCAGGACUAUCCUUGAGCAUCAUAAGAUAACACACUUGUUUGACUCUAUCAUUACCAACAGAGCAAGCUGGACAGAAGACGGCUGUUUAGAUUUAAAGAGACGUGUCGAUCCAAACGGUGAACAACACAAGUGUGUCGUCGGCUGCUCACCAAAUAUGUGCAAAGGUGAAGAAUUGGAAAGAUAUGUAGAAUCUAAAGGUGGUUGGUCAAACUAUAAAAAAGUGUUCUAUGUUGGUGAUGGUGGUAAUGAUUAUUGUCCGCUACUUCAUCUACGUCAACAAGACACGGCCUUGGCUAGAUAUCCACGUCCGUUAAUAAAUAGAAUAGAAAAGGAGGGAAAUUUGAAGUGUUCAAUUGUUAAAUGGGUUGGUGCUUGGGAAAUUGAAGAAAUUGUAGACCAAUUGUAGACAAAUUGUAGAUAAAGGCUAGUAGAAGCUAGUCUACUAUUAUCCAUUCAUUCUCAAACUUCUUCUUUUGUAAUUUAUUGCGCGAAUUCUUCUGUUGACUGUAUAUUUUCUUUAUAAAGUCCGUCAAUGCAGCUAACAAUUGCUCUAAUGACUUGUAUAGCAACUCGUUUGCUUUGUUAGGAGGUAACAAACCAAAUGCAGUGACUAGCUCAGUUGAUAGCUUAUCUAGAUAACACCUCCUUGAUUUAUCGAGCUCGGCUUCUAUAGUUUUAUCUCGGAUGUUUACCAACUUGUAUGAGGUAUAUACGUCAAUAUAGACUUUGUUAAAUUUGCUAGUACUGUCCCUCUUACUUAUGAACGUCCUAAGGUUCUCCGUUGCUACUAUAAUGUCAUUUACCAUUUCGUCAUCGAAGUUGAGU
Molecule: messenger RNA, 1144 nt
Organism: Wallemia mellicola CBS 633.66
Lineage: Eukaryota; Fungi; Basidiomycota; Wallemiomycetes; Wallemiales; Wallemiaceae
Exons: 5
Coding region: 6-725 (239 amino acids)
Molecular function (GO): phosphatase activity
Source: RefSeq, a predicted model, not a curated record